Molecule: messenger RNA, 764 nt
Organism: Gallus gallus (chicken)
Lineage: Eukaryota; Metazoa; Chordata; Aves; Galliformes; Phasianidae
Gene: MRPL35
Product: mitochondrial ribosomal protein L35
Exons: 4
Coding region: 109-636 (175 amino acids)
Biological process (GO): translation
Cellular component (GO): mitochondrion; ribosome
Molecular function (GO): structural constituent of ribosome
Source: RefSeq, a predicted model, not a curated record
GCCCGGAGGGGGCCGCGCCGCCGGACGGCUGCAGAGCGCCGCGUUCCCGCUGGGAGGAGUGCGGCUCCUGCUGACCUCCGCCGGCUGCCGUAGGCUGGGCGCGGGAACAUGGCGGCGGCGGCGGCGGCGCGAGGGGUUCUCGCGGGGAUGCUGCGGCCGCUGGCGCGCUGGGCCCCCCUGGCUGCGUGGCGAACUGCGUCCGUCCGGUGCUGCCACAGCCCAGCGCGGGCAGCGACUCCGUUGGGGAAACCGCUGUCCCUCAGGAUCGUGCCCGGCGGGGGCUCCUCCGCGCUGCUCAGCAGACUCACACCUCUACUUCCAAGCAUACUUGAGCAGCCCGUGAGGCCCCUCACUUAUUAUGGUUUACGGAAGGGAAAGAGGAAGAGUGUGAAAGCUGUUGUUAAGAGGUUUCUCCGACUGCACAAUGGUCUUUGGGUUAGGAGAAAGUCUGGUUACAAGAAGAAACUGUGGAAGAAGUCUACUGCCCAGAAGAAACGCUUGAGAGAGUUUGUGUUGUGCAAUAGAACACAGUGUAAACUCCUGGAUAAAAUGACCACUUCUUUCUGGAAAAGAAGAAAUUGGUAUGUUGAUGAUCCCUACCAGAAGUAUCACGACCGCACAAAUCUUUCUGUGUAGAAAUCUUUAUAAGUAAACAUACGCAGUCUGGUGAUCUCCUGUGAUUGUGUGCAACAUAAUGUAUGUGGACGAAUACAGUCUAAACAUUGCUGAAAGGCAGUGAAUAAUUAAACAUAUUUCAUCUUGAA